Molecule: messenger RNA, 1008 nt
Organism: Ostreococcus tauri
Lineage: Eukaryota; Viridiplantae; Chlorophyta; Mamiellophyceae; Mamiellales; Bathycoccaceae
Product: Prenyltransferase/squalene oxidase
Exons: 1
Coding region: 1-1008 (335 amino acids)
Biological process (GO): protein geranylgeranylation
Cellular component (GO): Rab-protein geranylgeranyltransferase complex
Molecular function (GO): Rab geranylgeranyltransferase activity
Source: RefSeq, a predicted model, not a curated record
AUGUCGGCCGCGAAGGAAUUUGAGCUUCCGUCGAUGCCGACUCUAUGCGUCGACGAGCACUGCGCCUUCGUCGCUCGCGCCUCUGAAUCCGCGGAUACGCUCGAGCACGCGCUCACCGAACAUCUUCGUUUGAGUGGAAUUUACUGGGGCGUGUGCGCCGUGUACACCCUGGGAAGGCUCGACCGGACGUUCGACCGAGCAAAGAAAGAAGAGAUCUUAUCGUACGUCGAUUCUUGUCGGAACGAAAACGGCUCGUACGGCGGUGGCGUCGGACACGACGGACACGUGCUGUACACGCUGAGCGCGGUGCAAAUUUACGCCCUGUUCGACGAGCUCAGUCGCAUCGACGUCGAGGCGGUGGUGGGUUUCCUAUCGUCGAUGCAGUUAUCGAACGGUUCAUUUCAAGGAGAUCACUGGGGUGAGAUCGAUACUCGUUUCACGUACUGUGCCCUGAGCGCGUUGCGGUUACUCGGAAGACUCGACGCCGUCGACGUGGACAAGGCGUGCGCGUACAUCAACUCAUGCAAGAAUUUUGACGGUGGCUUCGGGGCGGAGCCCGGCGGGGAGUCGCACGCGGGACAGGUGUUCACGUGCGUCGGUGCGCUCGCGAUCGGGGGCAGGUUAGAUUACGUCGACGGUGAUUUACUCGGUUGGUGGCUUGCGGAGAGGCAAGUCAAGGUUGGUGGGUUGAAUGGUCGCCCAGAGAAAUUACCGGACGUCUGCUACUCAUGGUGGGUGCUCAGCUCGCUCAGCGUUCUGGGUAAAACGCACUGGAUCGAUCGCGCGGCGUUGGCGCGGUUCAUACUGAAAUGUCAAGACGAGAAAUCUGGUGGAAUUUCUGACCGUCCGGACGAUGAGCCAGAUGUCUACCACACGUUUUUCGGCAUAGCCGGGUUGGCGCUCAUGGGUCACCCCGCGGUGGUGGAGCCCAUCGAUCCCGUUUUCGCGCUGCCGAAAUCGGUGCUUCGUCGCAUGGGGAUCGAGCUGUCGGGAACUGGAAAGGGCUAG